Fraxinus pennsylvanica is the source of this 1974-nucleotide messenger RNA. NCBI's taxonomy places the organism in Eukaryota, Viridiplantae, Streptophyta, Magnoliopsida, Lamiales, Oleaceae. The record is from the annotation of a GenBank genome assembly.
AUGGUUUUGAAUUCCAACAGAGUGGAGCACUUCUCCGGCGGUGGAACCACGACCACCAUAGCUAUUUCUGGAGAUGCAAUGCCGCCGUUGGAAACCCAUGAAGUAUGCUUGCCACCGCACAGAACCACCCUUCAGAAACUCCGGCAGAGGCUCUCGGAAAUAUUUUUCCCCGAUGAUCCACUUCACAGAUUCAAGAGCCAAACAUGGUUUAGAAAAUUACUUCUUGGACUCCAGUAUUUCUUCCCAAUUUUCCAGUGGGCAACUAAUUAUAAUUUCAAGCUUUUGAGAUCUGAUGUCGUUUCUGGGCUUACAAUUGCAAGCCUUGCAAUUCCACAGGGGAUUAGUUAUGCAAAGCUUGCGAAUUUGCCUCCUAUAAUUGGUCUAUACUCCAGUUUUGUACCGCCUUUGAUAUACUCCGUUCUUGGGAGUUCAAGACAUCUAGCUGUUGGUCCGGUCUCCAUAGCUUCUCUUGUUAUGGGCACAAUGCUGAGUGAGACAGUUUCUUCUACUGAAGAACCAAUUCUUUAUCUUCAGCUGGCUUUCACUGCUACUCUUUUUGCUGGAUUAUUCCAAGCUUCACUAGGUUUCUUAAGGUUAGGAUUUGUUAUUGAUUUUCUGUCAAAGGCAACACUACUAGGCUUCAUGGCUGGUGCAGCAGUCAUUGUUUCAUUGCAACAACUGAAAGGGCUACUCGGGAUAGUACAUUUUACGAGCAAGAUGCAACUUGUUCCCGUGUUGUCCUCAGUUUUCCAACAAAGAAACGAGUGGUCUUGGCAAACCAUUGUUAUGGGAGUUUGUUUUCUGAUCUUCUUAUUGACAACAAGGCAAAUCAGCAUGAGAAGACCGAAAUUAUUUUGGAUUUCAGCAGCUUCCCCAUUAGCAUCAGUUAUCUUGUCAACAAUUCUAGUCGUCUUCCUUAAAUCCAAAGUUCACGAUAUUAAAACUAUUGGGCACUUGCCUAAGGGUCUGAAUCCACCAUCGUCGAACAUGCUAUAUUUGCAAGGCCCUUAUCUCGGUCUUGCAAUCAAAACUGGCAUUGUUACCGGAAUAUUGUCGCUCACAGAAGGAAUUGCAGUGGGAAGAACAUUUGCGGCUUUGAAGAACUACCAAGUAGAUGGGAACAAAGAAAUGAUGGCAAUAGGUCUGAUGAAUAUGGCCGGUUCUUGUUCUUCUUGUUAUGUGACUACAGGAUCAUUUUCUCGAUCGGCUGUAAAUUAUAACGCUGGAGCACAAACUGUAGUGUCAAACAUAAUACUAGCGACAACCGUGCUUGUGACUUUGUUGUUUCUCAUGCCCCUGUUCUAUUACACUCCCAAUCUCAUACUGGCAGCCAUUAUCAUUUCUGCGGUGAUCGGCCUAAUCGACUAUCAGGCUGCAAUUCGACUCUGGAAAGUCGACAAACUCGAUUUCAUGGCUUGCAUAAGUUCCUUUCUUGGUGUUCUCUUCAUCUCAGUGCCUCUUGGUCUUGCUAUAGCAGUUGGAGUUUCGGUUUUCAAGGUUCUCUUGCAUGUUACAAGGCCAAAUACAGUUGUUCUGGGCAACCUUCCUGGAACUCAAAUAUAUCAGAACCUUCGCAGAUACAAAGAAGCUGUUCGGGUCCCCUCAUUUUUCAUACUGGCUAUAGAAUCUCCUAUCUAUUUUGCAAAUUCCACAUACCUACAAGAAAGGAUAUUAAGAUGGAUUAGAGAGGAGGAACAGUGGAUAGAAACCAAUAAGGACAGUAAUAUGAAAUGUGUCAUUUUGGAUAUGACAGCGGUGACAGCAAUAGAUACAAGCGGUAUCGACACAAUAUCUGAACUCAGAAAGAUAUUGGAGAAACAAUCACUUAAGCUUGUGUUGGUAAAUCCCGUUGAAAGUGUAAUGGAAAAGCUGCAUCAAUCAAAUAUCUUGGAGUCCUUUGGAUUGGAAGGGCUAUAUCUAACUGUUGGAGAAGCCGUCGCCGACAUAUCCUCUUCAUGGAAAGCUCACACCUAA